AUGUCGGACAUCGAAUCCCUCCCCGAAUCUCCAGUGCCAGAUCGCGAUGAAGAGCCUCGCGAAGGCGCCGGAGGUGCGACCGCUCACGAGCUAUCCGACGACGACCUGCUGUCAGAAAUCGACGAGGAUCAGUUCGAGGACUACGACCCAGAGACGGCAAACAUUGAGGAUCGUCCGGUAGCGGUCGAUGAAGAUGUGGCCAAGACGCUCAAGGCGUCAAAGCGCAAGAUCGCCGACGGCGCAAAAGCGAAGAAGCCCAAGGAAGGACGCCGAGAGAAGAAGAGAUCACGCGACGAUGAAGUCUCUGGCGAGGCGGACGGCGAUUCGAGAGGCCCGGCUCGGAAGUCGAGACGCCAGGCCGAUGCCGGCGAGAGGAAGCCGCGGCCCAGCAAGCCUGCCGAGCCUGAGAUUGACGACGAGUCUCAUCUCAGCCCCGAGGAGCGCAGACGGCGGGCGAUUGAUCGGGCGUUGGACGCCGCGAUGAAAGGACCAGCCAAGCGCAAGAAGAAGAAGGACGAGAUUGACCUCGAAGACGAAAUCGACGAGGAGAUUGCCGAUCUCAAGGUCGCCAUGGAGAAGGCUUGCGAAGCUGACAACACUGCGCGCGAGGCCGGUCAACCAGCUGUUCACAAGCUGAAGCUCCUACCAUUAGUGACGGGCCUUCUGAACAGGAAUAAUAUCCAGCACGCCAUCCUCGACCCCGAUACCAACUUCCUCCAGCACGUCAAGUUCUUCCUCGAACCCUUGAACGACGGCAGUCUGCCUGCGUAUAAUAUCCAGCGGGACAUCUUCAACACGCUCAUCCGGCUUCCCAUAGAGAAGGAGACCUUGCUGAGCAGUGGCAUCGGAAAGGUCGUCUACUUUUACACCCGCUCCAAGAGGCCCGAACCCAGCAUCAAGCGCAUGGCCGAGCGCCUCUUGGGUGACUGGAGCCGGCCAAUCCUCAAGCGAACUGACGACUACAAGAAGCGCCACGUCGAGACGCGCGAGUUUGACUACGAGGCUCUGAAAAUGUCCCAACGCCAGGUCGGAAGCUCCCAGUUCACCCUCACGCAGCGUCCUUCCCAGUCCGCCAGAGAACUGGAGCGCGAGGCCAUGCUCGCGCCCGUCGCUACAUCGAACCGCGCCCGUCCUGGCGGUCUUCCCGACAGCUACACGAUCGCACCCAAGAGCACAUACGACGUCUCGCGAGCGCCCGAGCACCGCCCCAUCGGUGCCGGCGGUCUAGAGGCGUUCCGAAAGAUGACCCAGAACCGCAAGAAGCGGUAA
This is a messenger RNA of Colletotrichum orchidophilum, 1269 nucleotides long. RefSeq lists its product as uncharacterized. Gene Ontology annotation, cellular component: nucleus. The transcript has 3 exons. The record is from RefSeq and is a predicted model, not a curated record. The coding region runs from base 1 to 1269 and encodes 422 amino acids. Gene Ontology annotation, biological process: poly(A)+ mRNA export from nucleus. Lineage: Eukaryota; Fungi; Ascomycota; Sordariomycetes; Glomerellales; Glomerellaceae.